AUGCCACCGAUUCGCUCUCAAAGCUCUCAAAAUUCAAUCGAGCAAGAGGGUAGGGCUUUUAAAAAUGGAGAUAUCAGUUCUAUUUCUCUUGCUGCACGUACCUUUAAUAUCCCAUGUUCGACUCUUCGCUACCGCCUAAGUGGUAUACAAGAACGCUAUCCUCUUCUCUCCUCCCGAUUCUUAAAGCGGUAUAAUUACGAGUGUGCGAAAUAUAAAGACCCUAAGAUUAUUACUAAGUGGUUUAAUCUAGUUUAG
Penicillium coprophilum is the source of this 255-nucleotide messenger RNA. RefSeq lists its product as uncharacterized. The record is from RefSeq and is a predicted model, not a curated record. The transcript is spliced from 3 exons. The coding region runs from base 1 to 255 and encodes 84 amino acids. Lineage: Eukaryota; Fungi; Ascomycota; Eurotiomycetes; Eurotiales; Aspergillaceae.